GUAUGUGGCUGGCUGCCUUCUUCUCGAGUCCGACUGAAUUUUGUCUUUCUAUGGUGGCAAAUAAAAGUUAGUGAACCAAAUCCAAACGAGAAAAAACGGCAAGGCAAAGUGUGAUUUUUUCGGGCCACUGCUGGUGCCCUUGGAGUGCAGCGCAUACAGAAAAAAUAAAUAUCAAUCCGACGGUCCCGUCUUCCGGUCGUCGGUGGACAGACAGCAACCAUCAGCAAUUUUGCUGAUCGCGGGUGGUGCCAGUCCGUACGGAGCUCUGUUUGGGUUCGUGCGUCGUGAUAUUUGGCUCCCUGCUGGUGUUAAGUGAUUAAGUUAAGAUUCCGUCUCGACCCCCCUCCAAAAUGGGAAAGUACACGCACAGUUCGAACCUGAGCAACCACCGGAACUUGGAGCAGAUUAGCAACGAGCUGAUCCAGGAAACCAAAGUCUGCACCGACCAAAGCCCGCUGCCCAAGAGCCUCCGGGAGCGAUUGGAAGGCUUACCACGCCACAUUCGCAAGGAGGUGGUCAAACGAGCUCGGGACGGUUGUUCGCCGUUGUUCAUAGCCUGCCGUCGGGGAAAUGUUAAGAUCACCGAGUAUCUCAUCACGGUCUGUGACGCGGACAGUGAGCAGAAAGGCCUCUACGAGGUUCCGGAAGAUCGUUCCGUUCACUGUGUCACUCCGUUGUGGUGUGCUUGCGUUUCCGGCAAGCUCCCGGUAGUGAAAUGUCUUGUCCGACUGGGCGCCAAUAUCAACGCUCUCUCCGAUACGGGCUCGACGCCGCUGCGAAGUGCCUGCUUCAUGACGCACAUCGACAUUGUUCAAUAUUUAGUGGAGAAUGGAGCUGACAUCCGGAAGCCUAACUAUAAUGGAGGAACAUGCCUUAUCAACUCGGUUCAAUCGGUUCAACUGUGCAGCUACCUAAUUAGCAAGGGUGCUGACGUGAAUGCUCGUGACAUACAGGACAAAACCGCUCUCCACUAUGCCAUUCAGGAGCACCGGCUGGAAACGGCUCAGCUGCUGUUGGAGCACGGAGCUGAUCCCUUUGCCAAAAGCCGCUACGGGGAUGACGCCUUGCAGACGGCUUGCCUUAAAGGGGCACACCAGAUCUUUGAUUAUCUCAAGAAUCGCAUCAACUACUCGUCGGAAAGGUUGGCCGAUGCCCACGAACUGAUCGGAUCCACAUUCAUAGACGAUCACAAUGAGACCCGAGUUGCGAUCCUGCACUGGCGGUUAGCUCACCACAUCCGUCUGAGGGAUGCAAACUACAUUCGCAAAAAGCCGGACGUCCCACUCCGAUACGCCUACGGCAACGCGAUCGAGUUCUCCACCAUUGCCGAGCUGGACAACAUUGCAGCCGAUGUGGACGCCAUGCGAAUUCAGAGCUUACUCAUCUACGAACGGAUACUGGGAAUUGAUCACAAGGACACGCUGUUCCGGCUGAUGUUCAGGGGAGCAUCCUACGCGGAUUCGCUACGUUUUCAGCGGUGUAUCGAUCUGUGGCUAUUGGCGCUGCAGGUUCGGGUGCAAAAGUAUUCGAUCCUGUACUCGGACGCCUGCCUGACGGCCCAGGCAAUUGUGAGGCUCAUGUUGGACCUUUUGGACAAGUACGCGGACGUGAUGCCGAACGAGUUUGUCGAGCGGGGGAUGCCACGCUUCGAGGAUGUCUAUGCCGUGUUUCAGGUGCUGACUUCGAAUAUUAACGACGCUCGCCAGCUACUCAACAUCCGCCCGGUGCACCGAAAGCAGCAGGAAAACUUCGACCGCAUCCUGAAAUGCCUAACGCAUCUGAUGUACCUGCUGAUCUCGACGGCCAACAGCGAAGAGGAAAGGGACCUGGUCAGCGGAUCCGUCCGGCAGUUGGUGCGCAACAACAUCCGCAGUGCCAUCACCAACGAUACGCUGCUGCAUUUGUCCGUUUCGCGGUUGAAUGUGAUCAAGAGCGGUUACUUCACCGACGAUAGCAGCCUGCGGGCGAUCUUUCCCAAUCUGAACGUGGCCAAGCUGCUGCUGGAAUGCGGUGCCCACGUGAAUGCCAAGAACGAGAGCAAGUCGACCCCUUUGCUCGUGGCAUCGAUGCCGUAUAAUUACGAGAGGGAGCUGGUCCACACCCUGCUGGAGUACGGUGCCCAUCUGGACCAACCGAAUCGGAACGACGAUCGUCCGAUGUCGCUGAUCGCCGUGAACCCGGUCAACGACAUCCCGCUGGUGAACUACAUCAGUCUCAAGUGUCUCUGCUCCACGGUAAUCACCAAGUUCGGUAUCCCUUACCGGAAUCAGAUCCCCCGAACGCUGGAGGAUUUCGUCCGGUGGCACGAACCGUAAUGAAACUGCCACCACCGGCGAUCCCCGUCUUCUUCGACUGCUCCUGUGUAAAUUGUGAGUUACGCUUUUAUGUAAGUACCUACCUACUUUUCGACCUGCGCAUCUGUAACUAUACCAAUCCAAAUGGUCUCGCCAGCAGCCCUCCGUUCGAUUUUAGAAUAUCUGUAUUUUGCAUACUUUGCGAUAGUUUUAAGGCGUUCGUGUGUGCACACCUCUCUGCCAAGUGCAACAUUUGAGAAGCUGUUUUUUUUUUUAGGAAAAGCGAUGAGUGAGAUAUUUUAACCGACGAGGAAAAUCAAUUCGAAACAUUCUGUCAAUUGGAACCUACAUACAUACAUACAUACACACGCAGUAAUCAGCAGUAUUUCAGUUCUGCUCCGGUAGUUGGGGCGACUGUAUAAUCGGAACAUUAGUCACAUAAAUGAGUGUGUUUGUGUAAACUAGAAUUACGUGACAUAACAUAAUUAACCUACCCGUGUUGAACCGCGUAGCGAGUAUAAGCAAGUGUAAGCACACAACUAAUAUACAUAGUGGAAUGCAUAAACAAAAUAGCACAACCGAACCCCAAUCAAUUAACGUAAUCGAAUAUUAACCAAAUGAUAGAGGAACAUAAACGGAAAAAAAUGUUGAUAAUUAGGCUGAAAACAGAAAACUACUUAUGUACUAGCAGAAGCAGUCGAGACAAAGCUAAGAGGAGAGCGAAAAGCGUUCCGACUUUCUUCGCCCAGUCGAAAAUCAAUCUGUUAGAAUAUUUCCAGGAAAACAAACGAAAUUUCGAUCACACCAUACGGCCAAUCCUAACGACUCAGCGACUGAAUUCAAUUGACUCAGAGCAUUUUGUUUCCAUACGAAAUUUACUCAUAUUUGGGAAAACCUGCAGGAACACAUAGUUAUGAGUAACUACAAGUUUUCCUAUAUAUGAGUAAAUUUUGCAUGGAAAGAAAAUGCUCUGAGUCAAUUGAAUUCAGUUGCUGAGUCGUUCUGAUUGGCCGUGCAAAUAGUUUCAAUACAAGAUAACAAUAUGAACUGUUCAGUGCGAGUAAUUUCCUGGAUUGUUUAAGAAAAAUAUGUUGAUUUAAGGGCAGUAAUUUCACCUCCCCUGGUACGUCUUCGCUUUGCUAGAACGACGUGGUAACAAUAGUUCUGGUCUUUCGAUAAACGAUAGAAACGUCGAUCUGUGUGUUCACACAUUUCAAGUGUGAGUGUUAUAGAAUAACUCAGGAUCAACAAUAGAACAGAGCCCAUCAACAUUUGUAAACGAACCGUUCUAAAGCCCUUUCCUCACCGAGCGAAGGCCGCCCACGCAAAUCAACACCAUUAUCGUGUAAGGGAAAACUUUCCCCUAUCGGAUGAUGGUAUUGGUGGUUGCUUUAGAACGGUUAAUUUACGAAUACUGAUGAGCCCUGUUCUAUUGUUGAUCCUGAGUUAUUCUAUAACACUCACGCACUUGAAAUGUGUGUACACACAGAUCGACAAUUCAAGACCAACAAUUGAAAAGGCCUUAACUCCAUUUUGUAAACAAACCUUGUAAGGUCAUUUUAUCGCAAACCGAAGUCCACCAACGCAAACCAACUAAAUGAACAGGUAGAGGAAGUUCUCCUCUACCUGAUUGUGUGUUAGGUUCGCGAAUGUGAGUUUACGUUCGCGAGAAAAUGUGAAAGGUCAAAGGCUUGUUUACAAAAUGGAGUUGAGGCCUUUUCAAUGUUUGGUCUUGAAUUAUACUACUCGGUAUACACCACUGUCGAGAUUGCCCUGAGGGCAAAAAAGUAGUGGGCUUGUUUGUUACGCAGUAAGAAUUUAUGGCCCGACACAAUAAAUAGACAAAUAAUAAUGACAAUUGUUGCAAUAAGAUGGUGUGUGUGCUUCGCGUUGAAAUAUUGUUUUCAUGGAGAAAGAACAAAAAAUCAGCUGAAGGAUUCGACGAUUAGGUUUAUAAGAAUGGUAGGUUUUGUCGGGCUGAAAUUCGAACGGGAGAAGAUUUCCGACAGCAGCAUUCGGAUCGCUAGUCCGAAAAACCCUUUUUGGAAAACCAAGGAUACGUAGAUUGUUGACCUUAAUUCAACUUGCCAUGAAAGUACAGUCAUCAUUCGCUCGUUGAUGCAUUUCUUUUUUUACGCUGUUUUUGUAACGUCUGACAUUUUAUUUUUCAUUGGAAAAACCUGGAAAACCCUGAAAAAACACACUGCCGUACUCUAACGGAACUAUCAAUUCUAUACGUUCAUCUCCGCAUCUAAAUUACCACUUUAGAAUUAUGCGAUCGGGGCCGUGAUAGGUUUUUUAAAAAAGGAUGAUUUUAAUUUCUUUGCAUUUAAUCACUGACUAUCAAAAUACAAAUGAACUUAACUGUAACA
Messenger RNA from Ochlerotatus camptorhynchus, 4666 nucleotides. It is a transcript of the gene m-cup, whose product is annotated as mann-cup. The record is from RefSeq and is a predicted model, not a curated record. Gene Ontology annotation, molecular function: protein binding. The transcript is spliced from 5 exons. Lineage: Eukaryota; Metazoa; Arthropoda; Insecta; Diptera; Culicidae. Bases 351 to 2315 code for a protein of 654 amino acids.